UCACAUGCACAGCAAUGGCCACCAUGCUUCUCCGCAGAAAAGUUUUAUCUCUGGUUCCAGGAAGCAAGUCAUGAAAAAUUGGGGAGAAGUCCGAUACGGCGUGAAUGUAUGAACACAUUUUACUAAAUAUAUGAAAUAAUAUUGAGAACCUUAUUCGAGCGCUAUCACCGCGGUGUUUGAUGUGGUUUAACGUUUACGUCAACGUGAGCUCGAUUUCGUGAAAUGACAGACAAGCAUCAGUCAAACGAUGAUAUUCAAUCGAUUUCUGUCAAGCUGCAGUCCAUAACGACUGCAGAUGCUAAUUUAAGCUCACAAGAUUCAACGCGGACAAAUCAAACUAUGCCCAAAGUAAAUAACACUACACCAGUAUCUAAUUUGGAGGAAAGAACAGUAAGCGCAGUAGAAGAGAGUGCAAUGAUAAAGCCAGGACUUAACGUGCCAGAAAAAAUAGUUCUUGUAAUUGAUACGGUAAAAGAACAUGACUGUACGAAAUUUAAAUUAGGUACCGGGGCCAAGUACCCACCAUUAUUUAUGAUAAAGAGGGUCGUGGAAAUCUUCGUUGGAACCAAGUCAACGAUACAUCGUAAGCACGAGUUUGCCUUGAUGACUCUGGAUUCGCAAUCGGUGCAUUGGUUGUGCGAUUUUACGAAUAACACAAAGACGCUUCUUAAUCACUUGGACAGCGUCGAAGAAGAUGUCCUCGAUGAGGAACACAAGGAAUGCGAUUUAGGCGGGGUGUUUGAAUGUAUAUAUGAGCGUACCGGUCUCCUGCAAAUACCUAAUAACAAUUCUGCCGUACCAAAGUUUGUCCUUCGGGUUAUAUUGAUUUAUUCUCGCUCGCACUGCAUGCCUGUUAUUACGUCAGGUCAGAAGGAACUUAUAGAAUUAUUGGAACAUCCGUACUGCUUCUUGGACACUCUGUUUGUUCACGAGCCACCUAGUCCUGAAAAUAAAUGUGAGAAGAUUUAUGCCAAGCUUGGAGAGUUUGAUGUAAAGAACCGUUCCUAUAUUCUCGAGGCUGGAAGAAACGCUACCAAGCUGCACGAUAACAUGGCCAAAUUAAUGGCACAUCCACUCCAGCGCCCUGUUCAGGGUGAUGCAUCGUACACCAUUUUUGCCAAUGUACCUUCACAAGAAGUUCACACUAAUGUAUAAUACAAUUUUUCUUUUUAAUAAGAUUCUUGUGGAAGUUUUAGGAACUACACUGGGAACAAAGGCUUCUUCGUUAACUACAAUGUCAGUGUAACUACAAUUGCACAUGUACAGUUCGGUACUCGACAUGAAAUGCUACUAAGAAGUAAGAGGGCUUAUAAUCAGACAAGUUACAAGUAUCAGAAUUCCCACGGCGUGACAACUCGCGGACGAGGAGGCUUUGAAUUCUCCAAAAAUC
Messenger RNA from Orussus abietinus, 1390 nucleotides. Its product is annotated as BRISC and BRCA1-A complex member 1-like. The record is from RefSeq and is a predicted model, not a curated record. Gene Ontology annotation, cellular component: nuclear body; BRISC complex; BRCA1-A complex. NCBI's taxonomy places the organism in Eukaryota, Metazoa, Arthropoda, Insecta, Hymenoptera, Orussidae. Gene Ontology annotation, biological process: mitotic G2 DNA damage checkpoint signaling; protein K63-linked deubiquitination; positive regulation of DNA repair. The coding region runs from base 223 to 1155 and encodes 310 amino acids. The transcript is spliced from 3 exons.